GUGUCCGUGGGCUCUGUGGCUCUGUUGCAACAUCUUGACAAGGAAAUUCCCUUCAAGGCGCUGCAACAUCUUGACAAGGAAUUUCCCUUCAAGGCGUUGCAACAUCUUGACAAGGAAAUUCCCUGCAAGGUGUCCGUGGGCUCUGUAGUUAUGUUGCAACAUCUUGACAAGGAAAUUCCCUUCAAGGUGUCCGUGGGCUCUGUGGCUCUGUCGCAGCAUCUUGACAAGGAAAUUCCCUUCAAG
Messenger RNA from Symbiodinium natans, 243 nucleotides. NCBI's taxonomy places the organism in Eukaryota, Dinophyceae, Suessiales, Symbiodiniaceae. The record is from the annotation of a GenBank genome assembly.